Molecule: messenger RNA, 900 nt
Organism: Nelumbo nucifera (sacred lotus)
Lineage: Eukaryota; Viridiplantae; Streptophyta; Magnoliopsida; Proteales; Nelumbonaceae
Source: RefSeq, a predicted model, not a curated record
AUGGCUGAGAACUCUCAACAAUUUGGAGCAAGAACAGAUGGAGCUAUCAGACGUGUUAAUGAGGGAUCAUCUCAAUCUGAGCUAUGGAAAUCAAGGUGGGCCAUAGAGAUUCCAGCCUCAAGCUUUCAACAGACAACCUCCAAUUCCAGCACUUACCCAAAGCCAAAAUCAUCCCUCAAGUUCAGCAAGUUGGAGGCGCAAAACUCUGGAAAACUACCAUCACAGACGGUGGUUAAUCCCAAGGAGAGUGCUAGUGCAAUGGUGUUGAGAAGUGGGAAGGAAUUGCAGCCACAACCUACUUCACCAAAGAAAGUGGAUGAAGAGCAGAAAGAAGAGGAAGAACAAGAUCCACCUGAGAGUUCCAAUAAGGUAAAGCCUGAUUCCCCUUUACCUAAGAUUUCUAAUGCCAUUGUGCCACCUUUUCCUAGUAGGUUGGAAAAAUCUAAGAAAGAAGAGUACGAGCAAGAAGUUUUGGAGACCUUUAGGAAGGUGGAGAUAAAUAUUCCUUUGUUAGAUGCCAUCAAGCAAAUCCCGAAAUACGCAAAAUUUCUAAAGGAGUUGUGCACUAACAAGAGGAAGCUGAGAGGUGAUGAGAAGGUAAGGGUUGGGGAGAAUGUGUUAGUUGUCAUCAAGAGAACCUUGCCAGAAAGGUGUGCUGAUCCAGGUAUGUUUACUUUACCUUGCGUGAUUGGCAAGAAAAGAAUUGAGCAUGCCAUGCUAGAUUUAGGUGCAUCUAUCAAUGUCAUGCCAUACUCAAUCUAUUGUGCUUUGAAUUUGGGUCCAUUGAAGGAGACUAGGGUAGUCAUUCAAUUGGCUGACCGUUCUAACGCUUACCCUGAGGGGAUUGUUGAAGAUGUUUUGGUGCAAGUUAAUGACCUAAUAUUUCCAGCUAAAUCUUGA